This is a messenger RNA of Dovyalis caffra, 558 nucleotides long. Lineage: Eukaryota; Viridiplantae; Streptophyta; Magnoliopsida; Malpighiales; Salicaceae. The record is from the annotation of a GenBank genome assembly.
AUGUGCAAGCUAGUGGUCGAUGUAAGUAUGAUUGGACAAUUUGGUAUUGGGUUUUGUUACGCUUACGUUGUCACCGAAAGGGUUGUUGUGACUUCUAAACAUAAUGAUGAUGAGCAAUAUAAAACGAUUGAGAAGAAGAUCGGUGACAAUGAGGAUGAUGAACCAAAGAAGAAAGAAGAGGAUGAUGUUGAGGAAGUUGACGAGGAGAAGGAGACCAAAUCCAAGAAGAAGAAGAUUAAGGAGGUUUUCCAUGAGUGGCAGCUCAUUAACAAGCAGAAUAACAUCAAGCUUAUGGAAUGGAACAGUCCAAAGCUGAGCAUUUUACAUCUGUUUGGGUUUUGCCGUUGUGAGCUUGCAUGCGCCCAAGUUAUGAGUAAGGGACCAAUAGAUGAGAGAGGGGUCUUUAUCUUUCACGUGUCAACCACCAUAUGGGAUUCUGGGACUUUCAAAAAUACACGUGUACUCGGAUGGAUCCCAAUCUACUCCAUUGCGAGAAUGGUCUCCGAUUUGAAUGCUUUUAAAUGCCAUGCGGCUCUUGGUCUAGAAAAUUUCUUAUAA